Molecule: messenger RNA, 6718 nt
Organism: Gambusia affinis (western mosquitofish)
Lineage: Eukaryota; Metazoa; Chordata; Actinopteri; Cyprinodontiformes; Poeciliidae
Product: homer protein homolog 3-like
Exons: 12
Coding region: 5705-6457 (250 amino acids)
Biological process (GO): regulation of store-operated calcium entry; G protein-coupled glutamate receptor signaling pathway
Cellular component (GO): postsynaptic density; plasma membrane; dendrite
Molecular function (GO): G protein-coupled glutamate receptor binding
Source: RefSeq, a predicted model, not a curated record
CCGACCUUCCAACAUGUUCUUCCAGACUCAUGACCAGAUCGGUAUGAUCGGUUCCGGACCCAGUCCAAUGUCGUCCAUGAACAUUCCUAUUCCCUUCAACCUUGUGAUGCCUACUAUCCCUCCACCUGGUUAUUUAGGACAGCUAAACGGCCCCUCUGCAGGUCAUGGUGGAAGCAUGAAGAACAAAUCAGCCAGCACAGGCGGCAGCGGAAGUCGAGGUGCUUGUCAAAGAAACCGUGGAGACGUGGGAAUAGAUGGAGUUCAGCACGGAGGUCACAUGACUGGCAGCCAGGCUAGCCAGGACCAGGGCUCUCAGGCAUUCUCCCAGGGGCCCCUCACACAAGGCUACAUCAACAUGAGUCAGCCCUCCCAGAUGAGCCAGCCCGGGCUCUCCCAGCCUGAACUCUCACAGGACAGUUACCUAGGAGAUGAAUUCAAGUCCCAGUUUGAUGUGGCUCUGUCCCAGGACUCCACAUACCAGGGGGAACGGGCCUACCAUCAUGGACUGACUGGACUGUCCCAGUACUAGAAUUGUUUCAGGUCGCUGGAACAGAGACCUGCCUGAAGCUUGGUUUGUUUGUAUUUUAACCCGGGUAAGGAACAAACCUGGAUACCCGUUUUCCACUGCUGCAACCGAAGCACCGCUGUGUGAGAGAGGAGGAGAUUGUGAGAAACCAACCAAUCACAAGAGUGAGGGCAAAAAUGGGAGUAUAGCAGGACGGGAGGAGAAGGAGGCUGGCAAGGCAUGAGGAAGCACGGCUGGCUGCACACAGGUGAAGACGUACAGGAAGGAAGCCGGCGUCCUCAGAGCAGCGAGGUCCGUCAACUGGUCAGGGAGUGGGACAGGUCAACUUGAUGGUGGACAGAUGUGAAGGGGACAGUUAUGUCAUUGUGUCCCUUAACCUCUGAAGUUCUCCAGGAGAGGAUUUGGAAUCUUGCUCCAAAAGCUGAGAACGGUGGAGAAGAUCUGUCUCACACUAAACUCCUCCAACAUGGGAUCUUCUGGGAGGUGGAGUGAGACAAAAUAAAUGGAGAUACAACUCCAGAAGCAGUCGUUAUGGCAACUCUUUUAAAGCCAACACUUGAAACAAAGCAUCUAGAAGAAAUAUUUGGCAUUUCAAGUGGGCUCAGAAGUGUUUGUGCUGCUGUGCUGCAGAGUUGUGGCCCUUUAAGGCUGCACACACACACACACACACACACACGGGUCACCUGUUUUAUUUCCUUCACUUUGAGAAAUCUUACAGCUUCCUGAAGAAGGGUGUUCAGAGAUGUUUGCUAGUGUACCUUGCCAUGUUUCAGAGCAUGUCUGAUUAAGAACAGGUGGUCAUAUUAGAAUUGAACUUAAAAAAACAACAAUAAUUUCAGAUCUUAGUAAUACAAAAAUAGGCACCAUAAAUGUCUUGUAAUUGUUUGGAAGUGCCAUGUUUUUCCUCUGGUUAAACUUAGUAGAGCUUGGCGCUUCUAAUGAUCCUUUUGUUAAACCAAAUUAAGCGGACUGAACUUUACUGAGAAUCCUCUCGCGCCAAAAAUCAUGCAGAGGUUUCCACAGUUAAAGGUCCUGAAUAGAACAGCAUGAGGACAUGUAGGGGAAAAAGUGAGUUUAAAUGACUUUAACCCUUUGAUGCACAACAUGGGUCAAAAAUGACCCGCAUUCAUUUUCCAUGUUAUUUUCCUGAUUGAGUUUUUCUUUGCUCUGUGUUUCGAAAUCAAUUCAUUUUAUGAUUGAAUAUUCCAAGUAUUCUUUAAAUAUCUUGUUUUUAAUUACCACAGAUCAUUAAUUUAUUUUUUUUAUUUCCUACUUUAUGAACAAAAAUAUUUUUUAUAUUACUAUACAUGGGUCAUCCAAGUGUGAUUUAAAAUUAAAUGUCUUAAUACUAUAAAAAAAAGUUUCAAGUAAUUACUUUAGCAGUGAAUGGGGACAAACAGUUAUUUAUUUAAUACUUGCAACACAUCUGUCAUUUUAUCACACAUACACAUAAAUCCUGAUAACAGAUAACAGCUAUUGAACUGAACUUUAUCUGUGGUUGAACAACUGUAAACUGGUGAAAUGUGACCAAACAAAAUAAAACACAACUGAACACAUUAGUAGAACACAAACUGCCAUCUCAAUUUUUGCAUGCCUCACAAAUGAUCACUAAUUUUUUGUGCUCCUUGCACACCGGCCUAAUGCACUGGGAACACCAGCUGCUGGCUUUUCUGUCUUUCGAAACUGGGCAGAUCGCGCACCUCUUCCUCUUCCUUUGGCCCUCCUGUCUGAUGUCCUCUUGUAGCUGAGUGGUGGCUGUGUCUUUUUUUAACCCACACCUUCCCAUUGCCUCAAUAAUAUGCUUCUUUUCUGACAAGUAAUCUACCCACUCUCAAGGUAACCUAAACAAAAUCACAUUUUUUCUAAGGUAAAGUUAGAACAACUGAAAAACAAUACUUACAUGUAUUAGAUGGGUAAAGGGUGCUGCGCUGAGCUGUGAAAUAUCUGACACAAGGACAGUUCCCCCCAAAUGCUGUAGUAAAUGCAUGCAGGUCGUUUCUGACCCAUGUGUGUAAACUUGAUGUAGAAUUACAAAAGCUGUGCUUGUUCAUAACUUACAAAAUAAAAAAUAAAAAAUGAUGAUUUGUGGUAAACAAAAACAAGAUAUUUACUGCAUAUCUGGAAAAGUAAAUCCAUCCAUCCAUCCAUUUUCUUUACACCCUUCUUCCCUAAAUGGGGUCGGGAGGGUUGCUGGUUCCUCUCCAGCUGCGUCCCGGGCGAGAGGCGGGGUCACCCUGGACAGGUCGCCAGUCUGUCGCAGGGCAACACAAAGACAUACAAGACAAACAACCAUUCACACACACACUCACACCUAGGGAGAAUUUAGAGAAACCAAUUAACCUGACAGUCAUGUUUUUGGACUGUGGGAGGAAGCCGGAGAACCCGGAGAGAACCCACCAUGCACAGGGAGAACAUGCAAACUCCAUGCAGAAAGACCCCCGGCCGGGAAUCGAACCCAGAACCUUCUUGCUGCAAGGCAACAGCUCUUGGAAAAGUAAAUGAUAAAAUUAAUUUAUUUCAAAAGUAUAUCAUAGAAACACUCAACCAUACAUGAAGUAACCUGGAAAAUGAAUGCGGGUCGUUUUUGACCCAUGUUGUGCAUUAGAAGGGUAGUGAUACAAAAAGGGUUUUUGUUCAAAAAGUAAGAAAGGAAAAAAUUAAUUAAGGAUGUAUGAUGAUCAAAAACAAGUUAAUUGAGGAAUACCUUGAAUACUGAAUAAUGAAAUUAAUUUAUUGCAAAGAUAUAGAAGAUAAAAACUCAGCCGGGUCACUUUUGACCCAUGUUGUGCAUCAAAGGGUUAAUAUAACAAUAAUGGAAAGUCUUCAAACUCCAUCUUCUACCAUAACAAACUUGAUCAGCAUUAAAGCUGCAGAAUGUAACUUUUAUUAAAGAAAAUGGUUUUUCACAUAUUUGUUAAAACUAUCACUAAUAACGGUUUUGAAGAUAGAAAAUGUUUCAUUAACAGCAAGGGGCAGUUCAGCAAAAUUCCCAAGUGGACACUUUUUGUGGAAUGCAUAAAAUCUUUCCUUUCAUAAUGCAUAGAAUGAUUUAACUGACCCAUCAUGUGACUAGGUUUAAUUAAAAAAUAAUAAUAAUAAUAAUAAUAAAGGCCAAAUACUAUUACAGUUUAGCUCCACAAUGCCACCUCCCACCCCAUGAUUAUUGUUAUUAUUAUUAUUAUUAUUAUUAUUUUGGUAUUUAUUUGUAGUCAUUUUUUCUAAUUUUUGUUAUGUCAGUAUGAUGAUUUAUGUUCAUUAAGGGAAAAUAAAAUUGGAGAAGUCAUGUAAGUUUUGCAAAAUGUAUGUAAUGUCAACAAAUGUAUAAUCUUCUGAUGAACAAAUAAUAAUAAUAAAAAAAACUAUCACUAGUAAUGUAACAUUAUAAUAUGAUAAUAUGUGAAGCUCCUCUGCCUUCUGCCAGUUCUCCCCUGAAAAUGCGCCACUCAGAACCAAUCAGUGCUAGGAGUGUCUCAGCGCUGUCAAUCACUGCAGUGUAAUUGCUGCUCACACCCUUAUUCUCUGGUAGGCGACAGCUGGUUCCCCACAACAGAGCCUGUCAUGAACGAUCAGGCUAGUUAGCAUGCUGGCAAAUGAAUGUUUUUUUCUGUAAUGAUAAGUUGUUUUUCUGCCAGUAGCACAUUGAGCAGUGUGUACAUGAGGUUGAUUGACAGCACUACGACCCUCCUGGUUCUUAGUGAUUCUUUCUGACCAGAAGCAGUGCUUUUCUUUGGAUGGCAAUAAGAGCACUGGAGGUAGUUAGAGAAGCUCCAUCUUUUGUGUCACACGUUAAAAUGUUACAAAUGUAAAAAACAUCAUUUGGUAAAAGUUACAUACUGCAGCUUUAAUGCUGCUGUAAGAUUAAAGAUAUUAUGAAGUGCUUAAACAGUGUUGAUUUAAAAAAAAAAAAGUAAUUGGUUGAGAAUUGUUAUAGUUAAAAAUGACCUACUUUUGAUUAAAUGAGCUUUUUUAUUUACUCUCUAAUCCAGUGUUUUCCUUUUUGUGUUUUUCCAGAAAUAUGAAAAGUUAACUAAAAGUUUGGUGUCAUUUCCCAGCAUUAGAGAAACUUACAGUAUUUUUUUUACCCUUUUGACCACAUGAUUAGUCAUCUUAGCACUGGAGGCUAGCAGUUAGCCAACCUGAUGGUUGUCUUAAAUCUAACUGUUUAAAAUCUUGCACAAGCCUAAAGAAUUUAUGAAUUUGCUGUUUUCUUAAUCUACAGCAAUUAACUAUUUAGUAUCUUUUAUUGACAUUACAUCAGAUUUAGAAUAAAACCCUGUUGAGUCAAAUGUACUUACUAGCUCUCAUAAUGCAUUACUUCUUUUUCAAGAACAGGUAUUGAAACUUUCAACCGUUUUUUGAGUUUGAUUGAUCCUAAAAACCACCAAUAAAUGAUCACACAAUAAGUUACUGCCACAAAUAAUAUCUGCAUGUUUUAGUAGGAGCAGGACACGAUCUCGUUUGCAGAAUUAAACCGAACAGUUUUGCUUUGCUUCUUCAAAAUCUGCUAAUCAUGACAAAUAAAGUUUCUCUUGAUUACUCUCAUCAUGAUGCUCUUGUUUUAUUGAACAAAUUAGCAAAUAUAUUUCAGGAGAAGCAGCAUGUGUGAUGUCCUCAUACGGGCUGCCUGAGCAGCUUUUGGAAGGCGGGACUUUUCUCCUGGGCGCCUUCAAACCUGGGCUCAAACAAAGCUGUCCGAGCACACGGGGGCGCGCCGGGCCGGGCCGGCUGCAGGCAGGUUGACAUACUUUCCUCCUGCUCUGCUGCCUUCCACAUGCAGCGGGAGCGGCUGUAGUUCAGACGCUGCACGGCUAUCGGGCGCUCCGCUGCUGACUGAAUGAAGAGCUGAACACUGCUGCAGGAAACCUGAGAGCUCCGGCUAACAGGACGGAAUUAGAAAGAGGAAAAGCAGAGAGCGGAUGCGUGUUGUUUGACCUGACUGAUCCGGAGGGUGGGCUUUGAAGUCACUGAGGUCAGCUAGGAGUGUUAUUGCUCCGUGGACAGCGGGUACUAACAUCUAAACGGCAGAGCAGCUCCGGGGACUGAAGCUUUAACCCAGAGAACAAAGCGGGAUUAAGUAUCUGGUGGUUUGGACUGAGACAGCGGCGGCUAUAGUUGUUAGAUAACAUUCAACAAGGUUUCCAAACGAAAUGGGCAAAUGAGUUCCGGUCACCUUCUAAGAUGUUUCCUCACCACAGAGAAAGGGAGCAGCCCAUAUUCAGCACUCGUGCCCAUGUUUUCCAGAUUGAUCCCACCACCAAGAGGAACUGGAUACCUGCUAGCAAGCAUGCUGUGACAGUGUCCUUCUUCUAUGAUGCCAACCGCAAUGCCUAUCGUAUUAUUAGUGUGGGUGGAACCAAAGCAAUUAUCAACUGCACUGUUACACCAAGCAUGACAUUUACUAAGACAUCUCAGAAGUUUGGUCAGUGGGCCGACAGCAGAGCCAAUACUGUCUAUGGACUGGGUUUUGCCACAGAACAGCAGCUGCAUCAGUUUUCAGAAAAGUUCAAAGAGGUUAAAGAUGCUGCUCGUUUGGCCCGAGAAAAAUCUCAGGAUAAAGAACUAGCCAACACGGCUCUCACAAUUGCAGCCCCUCAGUUCUCACAGUCUCCCCCAGUGAUGUGUGUGAAUGGACCAGAGGACAAGCUGUUUCGCAGCCAGAGUGCAGACAUCACCCUGGCCUCUGAGAAGGAGAGGAUUAAGAAGAUGUUAUCAGAAGGAUCUAUUUGUGAGAUUAACCUGGAAGCUGAGCUUUUCACUCUACAAGACAGUAACUCUAAGUUGGUGGCAGCUUUGCAUGAGGCCAACGCUAAUGUGGAACAAUGGAAGAAACAAUUAGCAGCUUAUCAGGGGGAGACUGAAAGACUCAGAGAACAGCAGGAAGAAGCUGGAAUUGAACCUGCAACUUCAAGAUUUCAAGACUCCUCCCACUAAGCCAAAGACAGCCCUAAAAUGCCAAAAAGGGGCAUACCUUAUCUAUUUCAGAUGCAGAGAUGUUUUAUUUUUUUCACUUUCAAAGUCAGCAGAAAGCUUUGUCGACUGACAUCAGUAGCAGAGAAACCUCCGUGGAACUACUGGAAUAGUUUUGUUUCUGAUGUCUGGGCAAUUACAGUUGGCAUUUUUUCUUGCUCUUUAAUUUUACUUAUGAAGGCUACUCCAUUUUAGCAUACUGUUAAAGUCGAUCUGUCUGAAAUU